GCUCUUUUUUCUACGGUGGGCUGCUAGUCCGCCGGAACCGAGUUGUGGCGGUGCAGGUUUCUGCUCGGAAGAGGCAAGCAAGGCGCCUGCGGACCAGCAGCAUGGCGUGGUCGGGGAAUAAGGCAGCUGUUGUGCUAUGUAUGGAUGUGGGCUUUGCCAUGAGGAACUCCUUUCCCGAUGAAGAAUCCCCCUUUGAACAAGCGAAGAAGAUAGUGACCAUGUUUGUCCAGCGACAGGUGUUUGCUGAGAGCAAAGAUGAGAUUGCAUUAGUCCUGUUUGGUACAGAUGGCACUAAGAAUGCCCUUGCUGCUGGGGAUCAGUAUCAGAACAUCACAGUGCACAGACACCUGAUGCUGCCAGAUUUUGAUUUGCUGGAGGACAUUGAAAGCAAAAUCCAACCAGGUUCUCAACAAGCUGAUUUCCUGGAUGCACUGAUUGUGUGCAUGGAUGUGAUUCAACGUGAAACUGUAGGAAAGAAAUUUGAGAAGAGGCAUAUUGAAGUGUUCACUGACCUCAGCAGCCCAUUCAGCAAAGAUCAGCUGGAUAUCAUAAUUCAUAACUUGAGGAAAUCUGGCAUCUCCCUGCAAUUCUUCUUGCCUUUCCCAAUUGCCAAGGAAGAUGGAACUGGGGACAGAGGAGAAGGUAACUUGCCCUUGGACCACCAUGGACCCUCCUUGCCUCAAAAAGGAAUUACUGAGCAGCAAAAAGAAGGUAUUCAGAUGGUGAAAAAGGUGAUGAUGUCUUUAGAAGGUGAAGAUGGGCUGGAUGAAAUUUAUUCCUUCAGUGAAAGUCUGAGGCAGCUAUGUGUCUUCAAGAAAAUUGCGAGGUAUUCCGUGCCUUGGCCUUGCCGGCUGACCAUAGGAUCCAAUUUGUCGAUAAGGAUAGUGGCCUAUAAAUCGAUGCUACAGGAGAAAGUUAAAAAGACUUGGACAGUUGUGGAUGCGAGAACCUUAAAAAAAGAAGAUAUACAAAAAGAAACAGUUUAUUGCUUAAAUGAUGAUGAUGAAACUGAAGUUCCUAAAGAGGAUACUAUUCAAGGGUUCCGCUAUGGAAGUGAUAUAGUUCCUUUCUCUAAAGUGGAUGAGGAACAAAUGAAAUAUAAAUCGGAGGGGAAGUGCUUCUCUGUUUUGGGAUUUUGUAGAUCUUUUCAGGUCCAGAGAAAAUUCUUUAUGGGAAAUCAAGUUCUAAAGGUCUUUGCAGCAAAAAAUGAUGAGGCAGCAGCAGUUGCACUUUCCUCCCUGAUUCACGCCUUGGAUGAAUUAGACAUGGUGGCCAUCGUUCGAUAUGCUUACGACAAAAGAGCGAAUCCUCAAGUUGGCGUGGCUUUUCCUUAUAUCAAGGAGGCCUAUGAGUGUUUAAUGUAUGUGCAGCUGCCUUUCAUGGAAGACUUGCGGCAAUACAUGUUUUCAUCCUUGAAAAAUAAUAAGAAAUACACUCCUACGGAGGCACAAUUGAGUGCUGUUGAUGCUUUGAUUGACUCCAUGAGCUUGGUAAAGAAAGAUGAGGAGAAAGACACCAUUGAAGACUUGUUUCCAACCACCAAAAUCCCAAAUCCUCAAUUUCAGAGAUUAUUUCAGUGUCUGCUGCACAGAGCUUUACAUCCGCAGGAGCCUCUGCCCCCGGUUCAGCAGCACAUUUUGAAUAUGCUGGACCCCCCCACCGAGGUGACAGCAAAAUGUCAGAUUCCUCUCUCUAAAAUAAAGACCCUUUUCCCUCUGACUGAAGCCAUCAAGAAAAAGGAUCAAGUAACUGCUCAGGAUAUUUUCCAAGACAACAUUGAUAGUGCUGCCAUGAGUCACCAGCUCAUAAAUCGCAUUGAACAGUUUUUGGAUACUAAUGAAAUACCAUAUUUUAUGAAGAGCAUGGACUGCAUCAAAGCCUUCCGUGAAGAAGCCAUUCAGUUUUCAGAAGAGCAGCGCUUCAACAGCUUCCUGAAAGCCCUUCAGGAGAAAGUAGAAAUUAAACAAUUAAAUCAUUUCUGGGAAAUUGUCAUUCAGGAUGGAAUUACUCUCAUCACCAAAGAUGAAGCCCCUGGAAGCUCUGUCACGGCUGAGGAGGCCAAAAAGUUUCUGGCUUCCAAAGAAAAACCAAAUGAAAAUGCAGCAGCCGUAUUUGAAGAAGGUGGUGACGUGGACGAUUUACUGGACAUGAUAUAGGUCGUGGAUGUGGGGAAUCUGAGAGAGCUGGUCUCGCCAUGGUGCUGGGAGUUCUGACGGAAUAAGCUGGAGGAGGCCAUUCAGAAGCUCUGGAGACAGUCCCAGCAGGUUACUCGGAAGUACAUCACCUAAUUCUCUGGGAAUGAGUACACACAUACAUAUUACAAGGGAUAAUUUAGACCCCAUACAAGUUUAUAAAGAGUCAUUGUUAUUUUCUG
Molecule: messenger RNA, 2374 nt
Organism: Propithecus coquereli (Coquerel's sifaka)
Lineage: Eukaryota; Metazoa; Chordata; Mammalia; Primates; Indriidae
Gene: XRCC5
Product: X-ray repair complementing defective repair in Chinese hamster cells 5 (double-strand-break rejoining)
Exons: 20
Coding region: 102-2156 (684 amino acids)
Biological process (GO): DNA recombination; cellular response to X-ray; cellular response to gamma radiation
Cellular component (GO): Ku70:Ku80 complex; nucleus
Molecular function (GO): double-stranded DNA binding; damaged DNA binding; DNA helicase activity
Source: RefSeq, a predicted model, not a curated record